UGGGUUUGGUGUAAGGAGGGGCAUCACGAUGGCGUUGGGCGGGGAUGGGGAGAGAGGUAGCGGAGAUGGAGGAGGGAGCUAGGGACAAGUGUUGAAAAAUUUGAACAGUGUCCCGAAAUGUUUAAAACGGUAGUAUAGUAUCCCAAAAAAAAACACAUAAUUUAUUUAUUUGGAAUUUGUUAUAGUCCCAUACCGGAAUUUCCAAAAUAUCCUCCAGUGGAUUUUAAUUAAAUGGUGGUCAGGUGUUGCUGCCGCCGUAGAAGGAUUCAAUUGGACCCCAGGAAAUUUAUGUUUAAGGAUCACAUUAAUUGGUUAAAAUCAAAGUUUGGGAUUAAAUGGAAUGAAUUUGGUUGGCCAUUUUUCCUUAAAAAAAAGCAAAUGCACAAGGAAGGAAAGAGAGAGAAACGGGAAUAAAGAAAAAAAAAAAAAAAAAAGAGGGAAAGUAAAAUGGAGCAUGGGCUUUUGGGUUUUUGGGUACUGCCAUAUUGGGCAUUGGGUUUGGACUUCAGAAGAAGAAGAAGAGGAAGAAGAAGCGCAGCAAACACAGCCCUUCCAUUUCUCACAAGACGCCAAGAGCAGAUAAACUUUCCCUACAUUUUCUCGAUUAAUUAGUCAUUAUUCUUCAUUUUUUGUUGCUUUUUUAAAAAAAAAAAAAAAAAAUUACGCUAAAUUUCGACAAAAAAAACACAAAAAAAAUUUUUUGAGUUGAAUUAGGAUGGAAUAGUAGCAGUAGAUAGUGGUAAAAAUAGGAAUUAAGAAAGAUGAAUAAGGAGGAGAGGUUGAUGGUGUGGAGAUGGAAUUAGAAUGUUUUGUUUUGUGAGCAAAACCAAAUCCAAACAAUACAUAUAAGUAGAUCCUACUACUAUCCUUCUCCUUCCCUGUCCCUGUCUAUUUGCGCCGGGCCGGCGUUCACAUUUUGAUCUCGGUGCGUUUCUGACCUUGAUCGCUUUUUCAUUUUUUUGGUUUUGUAACUCUUUUGGUCUCUGAAUGCUGCUAUCUAUCGACUUCCAUUUGAGCUCUGCAACUGCUCAUCUCAUCAGUUUUAUACGGUUCUGGAUUAAUAAUUGUUGAAUCAUCAAACUUAGUAGUACUUUAAUUGUUGAAUCAUCAAACUUAUUUUUUUUAUCAUCAGUAUAUAUAUUCAUUUUGGCUUUGUGUGGUGAUUGGUGAAUGUGUGCCGUACAAGUAAAGUUGUUGCUAUUAGUUGUGUGCGUCGUCGUGCUGUUGUUGUUCACUUUUCCGUCCCUCCGUCGGUCCGCCGCCAAUCGUUCCCAAAAUUGCGUCUCGGCAAUGUCUUCUGAGUUGUGAUGCUCUGUCCUUCCUUGGAGUGCUAUACUAUUCUGUCCCCGUAUUAGAUUCAACAUUUUUUUUUGAUGGUUUGAUAUCAUCUUAUCCUUCGAAAACAAAACGCACAAAGCAAUAGAAUUGUGAGCAGGACAAGAGCUCAGACAUGGUAGUGGCGCUUUUCUAUGAAAUAAUCAAAAUCAUUUGUAGGCAUUAUGGAUUGGAUUUUUGAAUACAAGGCCUUCCUUCUCCACUCCUUCCUCCUGACUACCCGCUUGCCUCUGCUAAGUUUCUUUACUCUCCCAGAUUUUUUUUUUCCUCUAAUCACUGUGGGCAUUUUGUUAUUGCCCUUUCAUUAAUUGUAUAUAUCUUCUGUCAAAAUUCUAUGGUUAUAUUCUUGCUGCUGCAUCAAACGAUAGUCUCACUAAUUCUUUUAAUGCAUAUCUCCAUUAUGUUUUAGCAUGUGCUUUUGGACUUGGUUUCAGGUUUAUGAGUUGAUCUCCCUAUUCCUUGCGCUUUCUGGAGGAGAAAGUGGACCUCUUCUCUGUUGCAUGCAGUCACUAGAAUAUCUCUUUGGCUAGAUUUUUGCAAACUCUAAAUCCAACAGUGAUUGGCCUAGAUUUGGAUGCCUAUCCUAGAUUUAGGAUUGAAGCUGCUCUGUAGCUUAACUGUUGCUUUUGGCUUUCUUCAGCAGGCUGAAAUUCGUGUUCCCAUUUCUUAUUGUGUACAAGACCAGAUAAUCUGGUUUUGCAUUUAAUUCUUCUGCAGUGUAUCACAAUAUCCUCACUCCCCGUAUCCAAACUUGGCUGUAACUUUCAGAGGAGUCAGCCAGCAGAAAAGUUACUUCUUAUGGUUUGGUAUGUGAGCAAGAAGCAUUCAGUCUUGAAGAAUACCUAGUAAUGGGUUUGCUGCAAGUUUCAUCGUCCUGUGAAAUUUCUGAGGAUGUCACAGCAUCCUCAAGUAUAUUUCUGCCAAGCCCACCACAAAUGCCUGGUGUGAGCGCCUGUGACUUGGAUGGAAUGCAUGUUGGUGUUAUAACCCCACCGUUUGGGGGAAAUUCGAUAUGUUCUUCAUUAGGAGACUUUAACCGCAAAUCCUCAUUGGAGGCCUCAAACUUUUCUCAUAAUUCAUUUCAGCAGGAUUCUGUAGAUGCGGUAGCUCAUUGUCACGUGUCAAGAGCUCAUUUUGGUGACAAAAUUGACUCGUUAUCUCCAUGUGCCAAGAGGGAUAUGUACACUCCUGCUUCUCGAAUUGUUGGUUUUGAAGCUUUCCAAAAGGAUAUCCUCCCUGGUGGAAUGAUGGAGUUUCAGCCAACAAUGCCGAUCAUAUUGUGGUUGGCACUAACUCUGAUGAAACUGAAUCUAGUGGAUCUUUUGUCAGGAAGCGGUUGUUGUCACCACUGAAUAAUAUGCUUUUCCCUGAGCAAUUUAGUGGUGAUUCUAUGGACAUUGGUAGGAGCACUUUUCAUUCCAGUUCUCAUGGCAGUCGUUCUCUUUAUAUUGCCCAAGAUUAUAAAAAAGCAAACAUUGGAAGAAAAAAACAUAUCAGGGCACCUAUUUGGCCUAUAUCGAAGUUCUCGGAGCAGAAAGGGAUGCGUAAUUACCAUGAAACUACCUCUUUGUGUUUUACUGAUGGGCCUUUACUGGAGGAGAAUGAAGUAAUCCCAUUUAAUUGCCUGCCUUCAUCUGAAGUUAAUUGUUUAGGAGGAUUGAAUAAAGUGAGGCCAUCAUCUUCGGCAACACCAGCAUUGACCAAGGAUGAUAAUGCAGCUCCACUAUCUUCAUCACCUCUUCGUCCUAGAUUUUCUGAAAAAUUAACAGUUCCAUGCAGAGGAAAAAUUAUCAAAAGUGAGAGAGACAUUUUUGAGAAUAUGGGACAUUUAUAUAAGGAGAAUGUCUCCAGCUUUUUAGGUUCUUGUAGAGAAGAGGAUUUUGGGAUAGCAAGCACAUCAUUUGAAGAUUGUCGGUGUCUCAAAAAAGGUAUUCAGUCUUCAUCACCAGAAAGUAACACUGGAAGGAGUUGGCCUAUCUAUCAAGAUCUUGGCACUACAGCCAGUUGCAUGAAGUUGUCCAGAAGUUUGAGGGGGCUUCCUAUUAGAAGAUCAUUGGUUGGCUCAUUUGAGGAAUCGCUAUUUUCUGGUCGGCUUGCUAUGGGAAGACACAGUCAGAGAAUAGACGGAUUUCUUGCUGUCAUUAGCGUAAGUGGAGGCAAUUUUUCUCCUAAAGUCCAGAAACUUCCAUUUGGAGUUGUCAGUGUUGAUGGAGAUAAUUACUUACUAUACUAUGCAUCCAUUAACCUUGCUGGAAAUUCACCAUCAAACGGUUGCAGAGGCCAAAAUUUCAAAAGAGGUUUUGCUAGUGAUGAUCCUCAAAAUAGCAAGAGUCGCCUGCGCAUUCCAGUGAAGGGGCGGAUACAGUUGGUCUUAAGCAACCCAGAAAAGACACCUAUUCACACUUUCUUCUGCAACUAUGAUUUGGGUGAUAUGCCAGCUGGUUCCAAGUCAGACAUUCCUGCGUCAGAAGAUGACCCUGGACUCUGUUGGAUCAAAUAUUACAUGUCAGAAAGAAGGGCAGCACAAUACCGAGGUGAAGUUGGAGAGAAAGGUACUUCAGCUUUAGAAACAAGUCGCCUUGGUGAAACAGUGGAUGGAAAGGAAAUUGCAUGUGAGAGUUGUAAAGAGAAAUGCAACGGUGGAGAUGCAUGUCAUGAAACUGAUAGGAAGUCUCAACAUUCUUGUUCCAAAGUCAAUAGGAGUACGAGUAAUGCUGGUUCCCUACGCUAUGCACUUCAUCUACAUUUUCUGUGUCCUUCGCCUAUAAAAGGCUCAAAAUCAGUUCAGACUAGCAAAUCAGAUCCCCUAUCUAUUGCUCAUGGUACUAGAGACAAGAAGGACGAACGGAGAUUUUAUCUGUACAAUGAUUUAAAGGUGGUGUUUCCUCAGCGACAUUUAGAUGCUGACGAGGGCAAGUUGAACAUUGAGUAUCAUUUUCCAGAAGAUCCAAAAUACUUUGACAUCAUCAGCUGAAACGAGUAGAUUGGCGUCUCGAUUUAUUCACAUGUUUUUGUGUGUGUGUGUGUAUAUACACAUAUAUAUUGCCUUAUCUUAGUGCCCUUUCCGUGCAGAUAGCCUGUAACACACUUUCCCCUGUAAAAACUGAAAAAAGAAAGGAUAUAGUGGAAACGAAAAGAAAUUCUAUCAAGUGGGUUGCUCCUAUAUUUACAGUGAUAUCUGUACUGACUGGUUGGAAAACUUGAGGAAUUAGGACGUUUGGUCGGUUAAUCACUCAGGUUACUCUAUUCCAGACAGAUAAAAAGGCCCUUGAAGCCAGUUCUAUUUUCCUUCUGGCGGGUAUAUAUCCGAGUCCUAUUUUGAAAAGAAGAAAAUGGUGCAACGAUGAGAAGUCAUUGAUCUUUGAAAGUAAGUAUAAGAAAGAUUGGUUAGGUUGUGCCGACUGAUAUAAAGCUUUGAGGUCAGCAGAGAAUGUCAGACACAAGGCUGAAGUUCGUCAUGGUGGGUUUAUAUUUGAUUAAUUGUUCUCCAGUGAUAUUGGUAGUUUCCACAUAAUCGUAAUGACUGAACUUUAUUGUUAGAGUCGAAAAGUUUUCGAGUUCUUUUGGAAUUACAGUUCAAAUGACCUUUGUUUAUGCUGUUGGGAUAUGCAUAUGCUUGUGUUUUUUC
Molecule: messenger RNA, 4963 nt
Organism: Coffea arabica (coffee)
Lineage: Eukaryota; Viridiplantae; Streptophyta; Magnoliopsida; Gentianales; Rubiaceae
Source: RefSeq, a predicted model, not a curated record